Messenger RNA from Schistocerca nitens (vagrant locust), 3936 nucleotides. RefSeq names its product N-chimaerin (gene RhoGAP5A). Lineage: Eukaryota; Metazoa; Arthropoda; Insecta; Orthoptera; Acrididae. The coding region runs from base 200 to 1564 and encodes 454 amino acids. The transcript has 9 exons. The record is from RefSeq and is a predicted model, not a curated record. Gene Ontology annotation, molecular function: GTPase activator activity. Gene Ontology annotation, biological process: signal transduction; regulation of GTPase activity.
UCUUUGGUGUUUUCUGUGUUGUCAAUAAUUCGAAUACCGUUGUGGUGUAGAGCAAUUGGCUUGUUGGGAGUAUAAUGCGUUGUGUGGUGAACUCGAUAGUGAAAAUGAGUUAUUACUUUCAGUUGCAAAUGACGACCGUAAUAAUGAGAUUACAAUACUUUGGUUUGCGUUAAGGCUUUGGUCCUGGCUGGAAGAGAAAAUGAGUUACAAUAGACUGAGCAAUGGUGAUGUAAACCAGGAGGGGUCGCCGAUUAGACACGUUUGGAAUCCAAAUUUGUAUCGCUUGCAGCAGGAAGCACCCCGACCCAUCAUGGUGCCAUGCUCGAUUCCUGUGCACAGCCGACCCCAGUACUAUGGUCGGGAGUACCACGGCGAUAUGUCACACACUGAGGCUGAAGCAAUUGUAACAGAAGAGGGGGCAUUCCUUGUACGGAGAUCGAACAGAAAUGGCGGCUGCUUCACCCUUACAUUCAGGUUUGGUGGCAAGCUGAAGCAUUACAAACUGUACUACGACGGGCAGCACUACGUGCUGGACAAGCGGUUCGACACGGUACACGACCUUGUAGCCGAUGGCCUGGUAACGCUCUACAUAGAGACACAUGCCCGUUCCUACAUAGAGCUGAUGGACAGCAUCAGCUGUUAUGAGACUUCGCCAUAUGUGACACUCAAUAAGCUGAAGAGAAGGGCUGUAAUUGGCUGUAAUGUCUCACUGCUGCAAGCUGAGAGGGAAGCUUCACAGAUUUCUGGUUCAGAUGUUGCUGAUUCGUCUGUAGACAUAGAUUUCAGCAAGCCACAUAAUUUUAAAAUACAUACAUUCAAAGGACUGAAUUGGUGUGAAUUUUGUGGAAACUUUCUUUGGGGCUUCACAGCACAAGGAGUUAAAUGCGAAGACUGUGGGUUCUCUGCACACUGCAAAUGCUCCCGAAAGGUGCCGUCAGACUGUUUGCCCAAACUGAAGGGUGUGCGCGGAGUAUUCGGCCUGGACCUGACGACAUUGGCAUCGCAGCAGCGCAGCCACGUACCGCGCGUCGUGAGGCGCUGUGUCGAGGAGAUAGAGCGACGCGGCCUGGACACGGAGGGCCUGUACCGCGUGUCCGGCUUCGCCGAGGAGGUCGAGGCUCUCAAGCUGGCACUCGACACAGAUGGUGAAUUGGCAGACCUCGGACCAGAGAAGUACGACAACAUCAACGUUAUUGCUGGAGCUCUGAAACUGUACCUGCGUCUGCUGCCCAUACCUCUCAUUACAUUUGAUGCUCAUCCACCACUUAUUGAAGCAACUAAAAAGAAGACUGUAUCUGAACAGUUAGCAGCUAUGAAGGAAGCUGUUAUGAUUCUGCCUCCUGCACACUACCAAACUUUGAAGUUCCUCAUGGAGCAUCUCCACAGGGUAUCGCAGCACGUGGACACCAACAAGAUGACAUCACACAACCUGAGCACUGUGUUUGCACCGACACUGAUGCCGUCUCCGGACCCGGCCAAGAUAAGUGGCGCAAUGUACGGAAUGGCGCUGGAGAUAGCCGCCUUGGAGAUGCUGAUCACGCACUGCGAGACCGUCUUCAGGUGACAGUACGCCUGGCAGUCGUCGCUGACCCCCACGGCCUCACCACAGCUGUGACGGGUACGGCGGAGUGACGGAGAAUGUCGAACGCACGCUCGACCCCAUAGCGGACACCUCGUCGUCCCGAUUUGUGCGUACUGGGACACACCGAACGUAUCGUAUGACCGCACCCGGCCACCGGGAGUAUCUCUGUAUCUACUCACUGUAAAAGUUAAGGGACAACCCUGGUUUUUCAGGUUGUAGUACGCAACACCGGAGCUCUCUAGUACUCUAGCGUUGACAUUUCUCUUUCCUCACAGAAAGCCCUUUAACAUUAAGCAGAGGGAAAACCCCUCAUUUUUCAGGUUGUAAUAUUUGAUACCAAAGCUCCUUAGUGCACUAGUGCUUGUUUCUCGUGCUUCACACAAUGUCCGUUUCUUGCAGACUUGCCCAAAAUACAAAUUAUUGGAACGGGCACAUGCACAAGAGUGGAUGUUGGCCUUCUUUCACGGUUAUAAUGAGCAACAUACGCAAAAGCAUCAAAAGGAUAAUGCAUUUGAGAGAACAAAACUUUGAGAGGUGGCUGACAUUAACUUUCAGGUGAUGAAAUUUCUGCCUCUAGAAAUAUUGAGAAGUAGUGAAAAAAGGAAAAGUUAGUUACUACUUUUUCAGGGCGGAAACACAGAUUGGUUAGGUUAAAGGUUAGGUCAGUCAGAUCUCAAGUUGAGAGGAACCAAACUGUUAUGAGGAAUGCACAUAUAAAAUGAUGAGAAGGUAGAAUGCCCAGCCAGUACUUACCUCUGUGAGACAAAGAUCAAGCGUUGCUGAUAGAAACACUUACAAAAUAGGUAAAAAUAUUUGUAGCUUUUGAUAAUACUUCCUUACGAAAUAAAGAGGUAUUUCAAAGCCUAGCUGUGGUUUUUAUGCUCAAGUGUUUCUGUUGGUAGUACUUGUAUAAAGGUGGGUUCUAGCCAGCCAUUCAGUCUUCUUGUAAUUGUACACUUUUCUCAAAUGACUUUUCCUGGAAAAUUUUUUGCUGGCACAUAAAAUAUUGUUGUAAGUUAAACUUGAAACUUGGCUAUAGCUGUUUGUGUGUUCACGUCAGAAUUUCUCUUCACUUUAAAAUAAAAGGACAUUACAGUGUCUCACUUAAAAUUUUAGCUGUCUGCUAUUUUAUAUAUUGCGUCUUAAAGUUUUCUUUAUACCUAGUGAUCAGUUAGUAAUUGCCUCCAUGUCUGGCAUUACUAACUCAUUCUAAUGUGAAAAUUUUGCUUAGGCGGAAGUCAGCAGCAUGUACAAACUUCAAGAAAUGCAUCACACUGUGCUGUCUGUAAUUAUAGUUUCCUGCGUUUCUGGACAUUCUAAUGUGGUUUUUCUCAGCUGUUUUCAUUUCUGACUGUGGAAGAAGUUUUCCUUGCCUGUAUUCCUCAGUUGGGGGCAGGAAAGGUGGUGGCACAUAGUUCCUAAUUAUUGCGUGAGGGGGACACAGUGGUUCAGCCGUGUGACUCUUCAUUUAUAGGGCCCACCUGCUGUACGUGUAACCUUCCAGCUAGGCAGGGAGUUGGUGUCAGUCCUGUUGUGGAAGGACUAGUGGGAGGUACCUGACAUUUAUUUUUUGGAAGGAAUGUGGUAGAAUUUGGAAUUUGCCUUGAAAAGAAGUAUAAAGCUUUUUAAAAAAAAUCUAAAUAUAUUUUUCCCAAGUAUACCAUAUUGCUGUGUAUAAUAUGCCAUACCAUUAUCUCCACACUCAAUUGUAAUAAAUUAAUUUAAUCGAUAUAAAUCCCCCGUCUCAGAACAACUUUGUUCGAGCAUAUAUAUAUAGACGAGGAUACCUGUAAUUCUAAUUGCUCCAGAGAGAGAUUACUGAGAUUUACCUCUGUUCCCUGUCGGAGUUUUCCUGCUGCCUAAAUGUUAAAAUGGAGCAACUUUUCUACCGAGUAUGUACUGUAUUGUGUGAAUCUCUGUCAGAAUUUUGUUUCCGAAAAUUAUUGAGUACGAACUGUAUUUCAUCUUUUGUGGCUAUGUGUGGAUUAUUUAAGAAUUCCAUGACACCAUUUGUUGCUUUAUACUAAGAGUGUGAUUUUUAUGUUUAGCAGUUAGUUUUCUCGAAAAGUAUAUAAUGAUUACAUGUUGCUCACCUUUUGUAAUAUAUUGUUCCGAGAUGACAUUCCAGCCGAUGUUGUUAUGACAGAAAUGGUUGUAAAGGCCGAGUAAGGGAGAAUUCUUAAGCCAAAGUUUGAUAUAUGUUGAAAAGAUUAAACACAGGAGAAUUUCUUACAUUGUUAUUAACUGCACAUCCAUUGUAAGAACAAUUCAGUUUUUAUGCAUUUGCUUUUAAAAGAGUGAUGAUAUCUUAUUGUAUACAAUUUUUUUAUGUCUGUAUUAUGCACUGCUUAUAU